AUGCAUCAUGGUUUCGUAUAUUUGGGUAUGAUGUUUGGUGAUAUCGUGAACCAAGUGAUAGAAUUUUUAAGAGAACAUCCACUCGAAUUUGUGAUAAUGUUUAUGCAAAAUGAGUACGUUAGUGAAGCGACCACAAUGACAGAAUGUGAAAUCCUAAAAAACAAAUACAUUAAGCCGCUUGGUAAUCUGUUUGUACAAUUUAGGUCAGUCACUGACACUAUUGGAAAACAUCGCGGAAAAAUUUGGUUGGCUCGUGGUAAUAAUGGUUUUGAGAAAUGUGUAGCGAGCUUGGCUUGCGAGCAGCAAAAUCAAUGGAAAAUAUCUCCUACUUUUACUCGUGUUGACAAAUGGAAAACUAUAACCUCUUUUCAAGAUAAAAUGUUCAAUCGUGAUGACAAAAGGAAAGCUAUAGUCUCUUUUCAAGAUAAAACGUUUAUCACUUAUUUCACAAAGUCAUGUUAUAUCAAUUAUUUAUCGGCUCAUGGUGGCAAAAUUGGUCCUAAUACUAUAUCUAAUAAAUAUUUAAAAGAACCUGCAUAUUUUCUACAGGAAGAAGAUCCUCCAGGAAUGAAUUAUAAAAUGACUAAAUAUUUUCGUAAUCCAAAGAAUACAUUGUAUAUAGUUAUGGCCGAUCAUCCACUUCCUCAACUUUUAGACAAGAUUGUUAUCAGUAAUUAUGAAUAA
This is a messenger RNA of Microplitis mediator, 684 nucleotides long. RefSeq names its product 1-phosphatidylinositol phosphodiesterase-like. The record is from RefSeq and is a predicted model, not a curated record. Gene Ontology annotation, biological process: lipid metabolic process. The transcript has a single exon. The coding region runs from base 1 to 684 and encodes 227 amino acids. Gene Ontology annotation, molecular function: phosphoric diester hydrolase activity. Lineage: Eukaryota; Metazoa; Arthropoda; Insecta; Hymenoptera; Braconidae.